Messenger RNA from Mugil cephalus (flathead mullet), 3961 nucleotides. It is a transcript of the gene epx, whose product is annotated as eosinophil peroxidase. Gene Ontology annotation, molecular function: peroxidase activity; calcium ion binding; heme binding. Gene Ontology annotation, biological process: response to oxidative stress. The coding region runs from base 129 to 2450 and encodes 773 amino acids. NCBI's taxonomy places the organism in Eukaryota, Metazoa, Chordata, Actinopteri, Mugiliformes, Mugilidae. The transcript has 14 exons. The record is from RefSeq and is a predicted model, not a curated record.
AGUCUUUUUCGGAAGGCGCUCUGAGACCCAGUGACCUGCUGGCUCAGUUCAAACAGAUUGAGGGCAGAACCAGGACUCAGAUCCGAGCUGCUGAACUCCUCGACAACACAGUGGAGCUGAUCAGAGAGAUGGUCUACACUAACACCAUGAUGCAGCCCAACCCUUACGAGCUGCUGAGUAAAGGAGAUGUGGAGAAUCUGCUGCAGGUGACCGGCUGCUCCGCUGUGCUCCAGACACCCAGCUGUCAGACAGACUGCCUCUCUGAGCGCUACAGAUCCAUCACAGGCGAGUGCAACAACAGACAACAUCCAAAAAGGGGCGCUGCAAACAUCCCGUACUCCCGCUGGUUGCCCCCGGAGUACGAGGACGUGUGGGGGACGCCCAGAGGCUGGGAUCCAAAGCAGACCUACCACAACGUCAGCCUGCCUCCGGUGCGACUCGUGUCUCAGGAAGUGCUGUUCACCCACAAUCACAACAUCUCGGUGGACUCCACUCUGUCCCACCUGCUGGUGGACUGGGGUCAGUGGAUAGACCAUGACUUGGUGCUGACGCCUCAGAGCCCCAGUACGGCCGCCUUCAGGACCGGAGCUGAUUGUUCCCACACCUGCAGCAGAGACACACCCUGCUUCCCCAUACAGAUCCCCCUCUCUGACCCCCGUUAUGGUGCCCAGAGCUGUAUGCCUUUCUUCCGCUCUGCUCCCAGCUGUGGUGCAGGUGUUUUGCCUCAGCGCCACCGGGAGCAGCUCAACGCCAUCACCUCCUUCGUAGACGCCAGUAUGGUGUACGGCAGCUCCACCGGCCUGGCCUCCGCUCUCAGGAAUCUCUCUUCUCCCGUGGGCUCGAUGGCCCUCAACCCCCAGCACUCGGACCAGGAUCUGGCCUUCAUGCCCUUCCUGCCGCGUCUGCAGGCUCACCUGGACCCCUGCGGCCCUCGCAACUCCACCGCCUCGGGGGCACCGGAGGAAGCAGCGCACCAUGUGAACGCCACGUCCUGCUUUCAAGCCGGCGAUUCCAGAGUCAACGAACAUCUCGGUUUGAUUGCGCUCCACACGCUCUUCCUGAGGGAGCACAACCGGCUGGUCAAAGAGCUGCACCUGCUCAACCUUCACUGGAGCCCUGACACCCUCUACCAGGAGGCCCGCAAGAUCAUAGGAGCCAUUCACCAGAUCCUAACGUGGGAGCACUACCUGCCCCGGGUCCUCGGUGAGAGUGCCAUGUCUCAUCUGAUGCCUCCCUACCAGGGUUACGACCCAGAUGUGGAUCCCAGCAUCGCUAAUGUAUUCGCAACCGCUGCGUUUCGAUUCGCCCAUGUCACCGUGCAGCCGGUGGUGAACAGGCUGGGUCCAGGGUACACCGCCAACUCAGAGUAUCCCCCGCUGCCGCUGCACCACUCACUGUUUGCCUCUUGGAGGGUCGUGCAGGAAGGUGGUAUAGACCCAGUGCUGCGUGGCCUGUUGUUGUCUCCGGCUAAGUUGCAGACUCCGGGUCAGAUGAUGGUGGAGGAGUUGACGGAGAGGUUGUUUCAGGCUCAGGGAGGCCUGCCUCUGGACCUCGGGGCCCUUAAUCUCCAGAGGGGCCGGGACCACGGUCUACCUGGAUACGGCUCGUGGCGAAGGUUCUGCGGCCUCUCCGUUCCCAGCAAUACGUCCGAACUGGCAGAAAUUCUGGGUAACUUCUCUUUGGCUCACAAGUUCCAGCGCCUGUACGGGACGCCGCACAACAUCGACGUGUGGGUGGGGGCCAUAUCGGAGCCCGCUCCUCCCGGAGGCCGGGUCGGACCCCUCCUGUCCUGCCUGCUCGCCAAACAGUUCAGAGCUCUGAGAGACGGGGACAGGUUCUGGUGGGAGAGGGAAGGAGUGUUCACCAGCUCCCAGAGGAGACACCUGCACGCUGCCUCUCUGUCCCGCAUCAUUUGUGACAACAGCCACAUCAGCCACGUCCCCGCCGACCCGUUCUCACGCACCGAGAGCCCGGAGGACAUGCUGCCCUGUUCCCAUCCGCUCGUCCCCCACCUCGACCUCAGCCCCUGGAGAGAACCGGACACAGAUCCCAGCUGCGGACCGAUACCCAGGAUUCAGUCGGGCUACUCCCUGCUCUGUAACUCUGUGAUUCUCUAUCGGUGUCAGUCUGGCUUCGAGCUGCUGGGCUCUUCAUCCAUCAGCUGCGACCAAAGCAGCCAGCAGUGGAGCUCCGCGCCCCCAACAUGUCAAGAUAUUGAUGAAUGUGAAGAACUCCUCUCUCCUUGUCCUCAACACCUACAGUGCCUCAACAUACCAGGUUCAUUUAUUUGCUCAGAGCCCUCCUCUCUGCCUGCGGUGUCUAUCGUCACUGCAGUGAUAGUGGUGGUUGGGGGCGUGGCCGUGCUGCUGAUGAUCAUGGUGUGUUAUCGAAGAUAUUUCCCAAAGAAAGAAGAGUUGGUCACGGCUCGGUGUUGUCAGAGGAAAAGUUAAUGCACAUUUUCACAGUUUGGUUGAUUUCUUUGUGAUAUUCCUGUGUAGCAUGAAAACUGACCACUGUAUCAUUUUUGUUUCCACUGAUAUGAAGACAGCUUCCACCUACAAAACACGGCCUGCUCGUAUUUUUGUCCUCCAGUCCGAGGGCGUAGCUAUUUAUUAAGGUCUACUGUAAUCUGUACAGCCGGGCCUUGAAAACAGGAGCUUACAGAAGUCCUUUCAAUCCGGAAACUAAAAUCUUACUGGAAUGUCUGCUCCAAAAACAGAUUUUCAGGCCGCAAAGCCCCUCUGAGCGGGAUGUCGUCUCUGAGUUUUCUCCACUGAGCCCGGUUCCUGCUUACAAACCCGUUGGGCAACUCUGUUUGUGUGUGUCAGAACCUUUUGUGUUGCAGCAGUGACCUUAUUGUAAAAAAAAACAAAUCAGUGACGUGCCCUGGCUCAAACAUCUGACUGUACAGGGCUCAGAUCAAUCACAGCGAUGACUCAUCAUCAAACCAAACCUCAUCCAUUGAGAACAAAGAGAUUUUACUCGGCCUACGAAAGAAACACAGAACAAAGCUGACAGCCAGGAUAUAAUGCUGUGUGUUUAAUGGGAGUGUUUAUACAUUUGAUUAUCAGUAAACUGAGGUCAAGGAACCUCUAAGCCCUUAAUGAGGCUAACAAGCAGUUAUUGCACUUUCUGAUACAAUAUUCUUCAUUUUUACCUUCACAGGACUUUUCUGGAAAAAAAAGGCCAUGAAUAAUAAUUCAUCUAUACUAUGAGGUACAACCAGUAUACACUGUGUAAUAUGGCUAUGGUCUGCAUUCAUGCAAAGUCACUUAUGGCUUUUACUGUAUGUACAUACUGUUUACGUGCAAAACUAUAGCUGAAACAUAUGACAAUCACUCAUAUUAAAGCUUGUUUUCUUCUUUUCUGUGUUGUAAAUCUCCCUCUAUUGAGUGUGUUGGCGUGAUAAUAAAUUAUUAACGAUACAUCUGAUUAUUACGUUCAGGCCUAAUGUGAAGCUUUUUUUAUUGCAACAUCCAGACCAGGAAGUGCGAGAGUGGAUCAACAAAAUAAAAGCCGUGCACAAAGAUUUGUCUGUGGUGUUUUUGAGCUAAAAGCAGCUAAGAGAUGCUAGUAAGCACUGUGUUCAUGUAAAAACAAAGACACCAGUCCCAAUCAUUGCUCCGUGGAAACAGUUGAAGUAUUACAUGACGUGGCUGUAAUACUCUGAGGUAAGAGACUAAACUCUCUGGACUGUUUCCGUUUUGUGUUGUGAUCAUCAUCAACACAUCAAUGAAACAUCAACAUGAGAAGCUGUGAUUUCUCCACCGGGGAGAUUUAGAGUAAUGGUAUUAAAAAAUAUUCUCCAGAUUACUGGAGACUAUUAGUGGAGGACAGUAGUUAGUUUCCUGUCAUGUGGUACAACAGUACAAUAGAUCUGACAUGUCUGGGAAUAACAUUAACAUCAUGUCAUUUGAUGUCUUCUCCGCAGCGUUGGCUUGUGUUUGUUUGUUUUUUUUUU